Molecule: messenger RNA, 973 nt
Organism: Hordeum vulgare subsp. vulgare (domesticated barley)
Lineage: Eukaryota; Viridiplantae; Streptophyta; Magnoliopsida; Poales; Poaceae
Product: chlorophyll a-b binding protein of LHCII type 1-like
Exons: 1
Coding region: 69-869 (266 amino acids)
Biological process (GO): response to light stimulus; photosynthesis, light harvesting in photosystem I
Cellular component (GO): plastoglobule; chloroplast envelope; chloroplast thylakoid membrane
Source: RefSeq, a predicted model, not a curated record
CUGUCCUCUCAAGCCAUCUCACACUCAAGCCUCUCUCUCUCUGAGAUAACUCCGGUCUUAGCAGAGCAAUGGCGGCCACCACUAUGUCCCUCUCCUCCUCAGCCUUUGCCGGCAAGGCAGUGAAGAAUAUGGCAUUGUCUGCUCUCUUUGGCGAGGCACGUGUCACUAUGCGGAAGACUGCGGCAAAGGCAAAACAAGUUGCUUCUAGCAGCCCAUGGUACGGUGCUGAUCGUGUGCUCUACCUCGGUCCGCUAUCAGGUGAGCCACCGAGCUACUUGACCGGCGAGUUCCCUGGUGACUAUGGGUGGGAUACUGCCGGGCUCUCAGCUGACCCUGAGACCUUCGCCAAGAACCGUGAGCUGGAGGUGAUCCACUGUCGAUGGGCUAUGCUUGGUGCGCUUGGUUGUGUCUUCCCCGAGUUGCUCGCCCGCAAUGGCGUCAAGUUUGGUGAGGCUGUUUGGUUCAAGGCCGGCUCCCAAAUCUUCAGCGAAGGCGGCCUUGACUAUCUCGGCAACCCCAGCCUCGUCCACGCGCAAAGCAUCCUAGCCAUUUGGGCUUGCCAAGUUGUGCUCAUGGGCGCCGUCGAGGGGUACCGCAUUGCUGGUGGCCCACUUGGCGAGAUUGUUGACCCACUUUACCCUGGAGGCAGCUUUGACCCACUUGGCUUAGCCGAGGACCCCGAGGCAUUCGCUGAGCUUAAGGUGAAGGAGAUCAAGAACGGUCGUCUUGCUAUGUUCUCCAUGUUCGGCUUUUUCGUUCAAGCCAUUGUCACCGGCAAGGGCCCACUCGAGAAUCUUGCUGACCAUAUUGCCGAUCCAGUCAACAACAAUGCAUGGGCAUUCGCCACUAACUUCGUGCCCGGCAAGUAAGGCACCCACUAUGGUUGCACUUGCAAGCUGCGGGAUGGUCUGAUUUGUACUACCAAUGAUGUAAAUUACAAGGAUCCGUGCAAAUGCAUUGUUUGAUUCAUCGA